AUGGUGCUUAACGAUAAUCCAGACCCAGAAAGCAUAGGCUGUGGAUUUAAUGCUUUCAAAGAGAUAGAUGAAGUAAAAUCUCUUAUCACAGAACUUAAAAAACCAGAUUUGUCAAUGAGGAUCCUGGAGAGGAAUAGAGAUCGAUUUAACUUUAUUUUAUCUCAAUAUCAAGAUCAGCCUCACCUUUUGGACCCAUAUUUGGAAGAUAUUUUGGGCUCUAUGCUUGUAAUUGUCAAAGAUGAUAAUGCUCCAGAGAAUGUUAAACAUAAUGUAUUUAAAUAUAUGUUUAUUCUCAUGUCUGUCAAAACCUACAAAAAAAUUGCCACUUACCUUCCUCAUGAGGUAAUGGAUCUUGUGCCUGUUUUGAAAUUGCUUGAGAAACAGGACCCAUCUAAUGUAGAGACAUGGGAAACACGUUAUGUUCUGCUCAUUUGGUUAUCUAUAAUAUCGAAGAUACCAUUCCCUCUGGCUCGUUUGGAAAUAUCUGACCAUGUAAAACAUGAACAGACCAUUAUUGUUAGGAUAUUAAAGGUCUGCAAAGUGUAUUGUUUAUCAAAGGAUGCUUGUUCAGUUGCUGCAGUCUUUUUAAUUGCAAAUUUUUUAACACGGUCUGAUGUAAAAAAAUUAUAUCUUGAGGAAAUGAUCUUGUGGUGUUUAGAGUCCUUGGAAAGCGAUCCAUCGGGACAUGGUCCUCUGGCAGUGAUUUCUUCAAUACUGAAGCACUGCGCUAGAGAAGAUCUCAAACAAUAUACUCAAAUCUUACUUGAUAAAGUAUUAAAAUUGAAAUUAACUGAGAAUCCUGCAGUGCUUGUCAGAAAAUUUGAAAUGAAGGUAGUUCAACGUAUAGGAUUUGUUUUAUUGAGAUCAAAAUUGGCAUCUUGGAGGUAUCAGCGAGGAAGCAGACAAAUAAGUCUUUUGUCAACUACAAAUACAAAUAUUGUAACAGAAACUGUUGGUGAUACCAAUGAAUCCAUGACGAAUGACGCAGAUGAUCAAGAUGUGCCUCCUGCGAUAGAAGACAUUAUUGAACAGCUUAUUCAAGGGCUCAGAGAUAAAACAAUAACUAUUCGAUGGUCAGCUGCAAAAGGAAUUGGAAGGAUCACUGCGCGGCUACCAAUAGAUAUGGCAGAUGAUGUCGUGGGAUUUGUAUUAAAUCUAUUUUCUGGUCGUGAAUCCGAUUCUGCAUGGCACGGUGGUUGCUUAGCACUUGCAGAAUUAGGAAGGAGAGGAUUAUUAUUACCUCAUCGACUGAAUGAUGUUAUACCAUUGGUACUCCAAGCGCUAGUAUUUGAUGAGCCACGAGCUUACGGUUCUGUGGGUUCUAUAAUUCGUGACGCUGCGUGCUACGUUUGCUGGUCUUUUGCAAGAGCCUUCGAACCAAAUGUUUUUCAGCCUUAUGUCAAAGAAAUUGCUGCUACCUUAUUAAUCGUUACAGUUUUCGAUAGAGAGAUAAAUUGCCGUAGGGCUGCCUCUGCUGCCUUUCAAGAAAAUGUCGGAAGACAAGGAAAUUUUCCACACGGCAUUGAUAUUCUAACUAUAGCAGAUUACUUCGAGGUAGGAGUGCGCAGUCAUGCUUACCUCAAAAUCAGCGUUCACAUAGCACAAUACAAAGAAUAUACAAGACCACUAAUAGAUCACUUAGUGGUGAAAAAAGUUACUCAUUGGGAUACUGCUAUCAGAGAGCUUGCAGCAAAGGCACUCUGUAAUUUAACACCUACAGAUCCGCAGUAUAUCGUAGAAAUUGUCCUACCAAACCUUUUGGACUUAUUAGAUUCAAUUGAUUUAAAUGUGCGACACGGAGCUGUUCUUGCCAUUGCAGAAGUUUUAGAUGCUGUGUAUCACCAUUUCAACGAUAAGAUUGAAAAUAUAAUAGGUAAACCAGCUGUCAAUGAAAUAAAAAAUACAGUACGCGUAUUCGCAAAUCGAGGUCAAUUUAAAGGUCUAGGGGGUGAACUUAUGAAACAGGCAUGCGCCAUGCUAAUAAAAAAAUGUGCCCUCGUUCAUUUCCCUGUACAUUCCACAGAAAUUGUUGAUGAUUGGCAGAAUUUGCUAGAGGAAUGUUUGAAUCAUGAAGUGGCAGCUGUAAGAAUAAAAUCAGCCGAAGCUCACACUGAAUUUUUCUCAGAAUAUUACGCGGACGAAUACAUCAAUGAAGAUGCUCGUCAUACCAUAAUAAAUCGUUAUUUGGGUAACUUACGAUACCAUAAUCAAAUGAUCAGAAUAGGAUUUGCUCAAGCAAUAGGACACUUUCCACUGUUUAUACUCAAAACAAGAAUAAAGGACAUUGUACAAGCAUUAAUUAUGUGCUCACACAUAACAGAUGAUACAUUAAAGUGGGCUGAGAGUCGCAAGGAAGCGUUGCAGUCUUUAAAAAUGGUACUACAGACUCUGGGGGUGUCUGAAGCUGAAACGUGGAAGCCAUACGUUCCAGAAAUGUACGAUUGUUACUUACAAGCUCUUAAGGAAUACACAACUGAUAGUCGAGGUGAUAUUGGAGCUUGGGUUAGAGCAGCUGCUAUGUCCGGUUUACAUUUAUUAACGAAUUUAGUAUCCCAUGCGAAUCUUUCGUCGUUGUUGAACCAAACUCUAAUGGCAAGUAUUGUGGGCGGUGUUGCGCAGCAAGCUAUAGAAAGAAUUGACAGAAUUCGAGCACAAGCUGGAACUGUAUUUAGUGCCCUUAUACAUAGUGAUCCGGAACUUCCAAAUAUUCCAUAUCAUGCAGAAUUGAAGACUAUAUUUCCUGCAGAGGAAUGCAAAGACAGUAUGGAUUGGAAAUUAGAAUCAGCUACUUUCCCAAAAUUUAUAAAAAUGCUGACAUUCCCACCUUAUACUAUUGCACUUCUACGAGGAAUUAUAUUCAGUGUCGGCGGCUUGAGUGAAUCAUUGGUAAAACAUUCGAGUGUAUCCUUAUUCUCGUAUUUGAAUGAACUCGACGAAAAGACAUCAACAGAACUGUGUAACAAAAUAUUGGACAUCUUUGAGGAGAGUCAUAAAAAUGACCGAAUGAUCACCUCGAUGCUCGCAUUCCUCGAUAGAUUGAUGAGCUCAGGUUGCAUUCAGUCGAUUCUUACUGACCCUGAUAGUGAGAUUCCGCAGCGUAUGCUGACGUUAUUAAAACGAGAGCUCAAAUUUAUUAGCAGCACAAAACUUUUGACCAGCAGCAUAGAAGUUUUUUGUCAACUGUUACAAGUCCGAGGCCCUGUUGGCAAGAAAGCAUUUAUUCAGCUUAGUAUAUUCCUCUGUAAUAAAUAUAAAUGCAUAAGAAAAGUUACUGCUGUUCGUACUUAUGAAGCGUUGACGUUAUACGGAGAAGAUAUGGAUUUGACUGAGGAGGAACUUGGCAAUCUUUUAACUGAACUAAACGCGACUGAUUGGGAACAACCAGUUACAGAAUUGCGUCCGAUCAGAAAUCAUCUUUGUGAACUGAUGAAAGUACCAGCUCCUAUUAUACAAAAGAAGGGAGCGAACUAA
Cephus cinctus (wheat stem sawfly) is the source of this 3471-nucleotide messenger RNA. RefSeq names its product tubulin-specific chaperone D (gene TBCD). The transcript has 18 exons. Gene Ontology annotation, molecular function: beta-tubulin binding; GTPase activator activity. The record is from RefSeq and is a predicted model, not a curated record. Gene Ontology annotation, cellular component: lateral plasma membrane. Gene Ontology annotation, biological process: bicellular tight junction assembly; tubulin complex assembly; adherens junction assembly. Bases 1 to 3471 code for a protein of 1156 amino acids. NCBI's taxonomy places the organism in Eukaryota, Metazoa, Arthropoda, Insecta, Hymenoptera, Cephidae.